This is a messenger RNA of Colletotrichum fioriniae, 1242 nucleotides long. NCBI's taxonomy places the organism in Eukaryota, Fungi, Ascomycota, Sordariomycetes, Glomerellales, Glomerellaceae. The record is from RefSeq and is a predicted model, not a curated record.
AUGUGGGAUGCCCUGGGCGGGCUUGGUGCCGGCGGCGCUGCUGAGCCAUAUGCUGUCAGCGCAGCCAAUGCUCUUGGCGCCAUCAACAAUCGCAUCGGUCUUCCGUACGGGCUUGCUUUGGGUGCUAUAGGCUACCCGCUCUACGGUGCCGGCUUGUAUACGAAUAACGUCAGUGCCAACACCUGGUUUAUGUUAUUCGGCAGCGCCCUUUGUGGCAUAUCUGCCGGAUUCUUUUGGGCAGCCGAGGCCGCCAUCAUCAUUGGCUAUCCAUCUCCUGGAGAUCGAGCAUUUUAUCUCGCUGUCUGGCAAACGGCCAAGGCUGCAGGUCCCAUUGUGGGUGGUGCCAUUAACCUGGGCCUCAAUGCAAACCGGAAGACCACGGGAUCCGUCUCGUCAUCGACUUAUAUCGUUUUUAUUGUUAUUAUGUGCCUUGGCCUUCCCAUCGCGCUGUGUCUAUCCCCUGCUAAUAAGGUCUGGCGCAAAGACGGAACCGUCAUCAGCACACCGAGGGCUCCAACAUGGGGGGCGGAGUUCAAAGCCGUUGGGAAGUUAUUUGUCAGCCGUAGAAUUUUGCUACUUCUGCCGGCAUUCUUCAUAAGUUACUUCUACAACGGAUUCAUGAGCACGUGGCUCGCGACAUAUUUCACCGUGCGCUCGAGAGCGUUUUCAAGUUUCUUUACCAACUUUGCGGGCAUCUUUAGCUCCUUUAUGAUUGCCACGCUGCUGGACAAUCAAAAGAUCCAUAUCAAGAGCCGUGGCCGCAUUGCCUUUACUUCCAUUAUCUUCAUACUUGUGGGUACAUGGAUUUGGGCCACUGUGCUACAGAAAGAGAUCUACAACGCGAGUGAGCCGCCUGCUUAUGACUGGUUUCAGGGAGGAUUUGGAAAGAGCUAUGCUCUCGUUUUCUUCUGGCAGUUCGGUGGACAGGCCUUCCAACAAUUUCUAUACUGGCUCGUCGGGCAGUACGCGACAGACCUUUCGGACUUGAGUCGCCACACUGGUAUUCUGAGAGGCACUGAGGCUUUGGGUCAAACUAUUGCCUGGGCUAUGCAAUCCGAGGGCAACGCCAACCACUUUGUUAGUAUCUGCCUCAACUUUGGUAUCACCGUUCUCUGCGUCUUUCCCACUUGGUUGGUGUUGUCUGCACUCGAAGGAAGUCACGAGGAGAACAUAACCAGCGCCGAACGUGAUUUAGGCGAUGCUGGAGAGGAGGAGAUUGGGUCAAAGGCAGCGGCCAAGUGA